Messenger RNA from Soboliphyme baturini, 621 nucleotides. NCBI's taxonomy places the organism in Eukaryota, Metazoa, Nematoda, Enoplea, Dioctophymatida, Soboliphymatidae. The record is from the annotation of a GenBank genome assembly.
GUGAAAGAUUUGAUGAAGAAGAGUAAUCCAUCGAAAGAGCUGUCGAUCUACGAGCGCUUUGCUGCAGGAAGUAUCGCUGGAAGUCUUUCUCAGAGUGUCAUUUAUCCUUUGGAAGUGUUAAAAACGAGGCUGGCGUUGCGACGAACCUAUGAGCUCAGUGAAGGGAUCGUCAGCGCGCUGCGACAGAUCUAUCACGGGGAAGGUUGGCGAGCGUUUUAUUGCGGCUAUCUUCCAAACAUGCUUGGCAUCAUACCUUAUGCUGGUAUCGACCUUGGAAUUUAUGAGACGAUGAAAAGAAUGUAUGCUACUGCGAAUCCUGAAAAGGUCGAUCCGAGCAUCCUUGUUCUGCUCGGUUGCGGUACGACCAGUACCAUCUGCGGUCAGCUGGCCUGUUAUCCCUUGGCGUUAGUUCGCACCCGCCUUCAGGCGAACAGAGCGUCACGUUAUUACGAUCAGCCAUCGACUAUGGUUGGACAGUUUACGUACAUCUUGCGCAACGAGGGUGUGACUGGCCUGUAUCGCGGACUGACGCCGAACUUCAUGAAGGUUGUGCCGGCGGUCGGUGUUAGUUACGUUGUUUAUGAGACGGUCAGGAAGCGGUUCGGGGCGACCAUGACUUGA